Molecule: messenger RNA, 870 nt
Organism: Aedes albopictus (Asian tiger mosquito)
Lineage: Eukaryota; Metazoa; Arthropoda; Insecta; Diptera; Culicidae
Exons: 1
Coding region: 1-870 (289 amino acids)
Source: RefSeq, a predicted model, not a curated record
AUGACCGGACCGAACAGCCAAAGUGAGUUGUUCACCAUAGUGAUGCGCUUCCGGACCCACCCCAUCGUAUUCUCUGCGGACGUGUCAAAAAUGUACAGGCAAGUACUAGUGGACCCUUCACAGACCCGAUACCAGCGAAUCUUCUGGCGAAGCAACCCAUCGGAAGCGCUGAAGGUUUUCGAACUGUUGACCGUAACCUACGGAACAUCGGCAGCAUCCUUUCUGGCUGUGCGCUCGCUUAUUCAACUAGCACGGGACGAGAGCACGAAUUAUCCCACGGCUGCCGAGAUCAUCUUGGACGACUCUUACAUGGACGACAUCCUUUCUGGCGCGGAUUCGGUUAAUGAAGCGAUUAAACUUCGGAGCGAUAUCGAGGAGUUGAUGCUGAAGGGUGGAUUUCCCGUCAGAAAGUGGUGUUCAAAUUCCGAAGAACUCCUUGACAGUGUUCCAGUGGAGGAUCGUGAGAAGCUGGUACCAAUUCACGACUCCAGUGCCAACCAAGCUAUCAAGGCUUUAGGACUCAUGUGGGACCCGCGGCGAGAUUUGUUCCUGUUUUGCCAAUCCGCUGAUACGACCAACCCCGGAGCGGUAGUGACCAAGCGACGUGUCCUGUCCCAAAUAGCGAGGUUGUUUGAUCCACUGGGACUCGUCGCGCCAGUGAUUGUGGAAGCGAAAAUGAUAAUGCAAUGCUUGUGGGCCAGCAAAUUAGGAUGGAACGAUACCCUUGACGAUGAGCUACUCCAGCGGUGGAAUACUUUCCGGACUUCCUUGGAUCAUAUAACAGAUCUUGAAAUUCCCCGGUGUGUCGUGGAUACAGAGAGGGAAGUAUUAGAGAUCCAUGGAUUUGCCGACGCUUCCAAGAGUGCAUAA